AUGCUAUCUCCCUCAGUAUUUUGCGAAACAAACUGAUUUCGACAAUUGAUUGAUUGUUAAAUUUUAUUACAUUCCAUCAUUUUUUUCUUCUGAUUUUAAUAUUUCGGUUUAAAGUCUUGUAAUCAUUAUAAUUUUAACUGAGGCUCUUAAGUUUACACUCACGGUGCAACUUCCAAUAAUUAUUACUCUGUGCUCUUUUUGCUUGUUUCUGCAUUGUUUUGUUUGAGAAGAAGUCUCAUCAAUAUCAAUACUUUAAUGAUUUGAAAUUUGAAUGAAUCUCUGAAUGAAUUAAAUAUCUCACCUAUUUAGCUGUUGUCUCUUGAAUUAUACAUAGAUGUCCGCAGAAGGAAAUUACCACUUUAUGCCUGGAUCAUUUUCAAAAGGGUUUGGUUAUGAAGAAACUGACGAAGAAAAUGGUUCAAGAGAAUCAAUUGUUCAUCUUCACCAUCCAGAAGACAGCGAUAACGUAGCUAGUUCAUCUGCUGGUAUUUGUGGAGGUCAGCCUAAGCCUAAGGUUUUGAUUAUGGGACUCAGAAGAAGUGGCAAAUCAAGUAUCCAAAAGGUUGUUUUCCAUAAAAUGUCUCCCAAUGAAACCCUUUUUCUAGAAAACACCAACAAAAUUGUGAAAGAUGACAUAUCAAAUUCAUCAUUUGUGUCCUUCUCAAUUUGGGAUUUCCCUGGUCAAAUUGAUUUCUUCGACCCUUCCUUUGAAACUGAGAAUAUAUUUGGUGGAUGUGGCGCUUUGGUUUUCGUUAUUGACGCACAAGAUGAUUAUGUUGAAGCACUUUCUAAACUUCACACCACAGUUACUAGAGCUUACAAGAAUAACCCCAAUAUUAAAUUUGAGGUUUUCAUACACAAGGUUGAUGGACUUUCUGAUGAUCUUAAAAUUGACAUUCAGAGAGAUAUCCAGCAAAGAGCCAAUGAUGAAUUAUUAGAUGACGGAUUCAAGAACAUACAUCUCAGUUACUAUCUCACCUCAAUUUAUGACCAUUCAAUAUUUGAAGCCUUCUCAAAGGUUGUUCAGAAAUUAAUUCCUCAAUUGGGUACAUUGGAAAAUCUUCUUAAUAUUUUUAUUUCGAAUUCUGGAGUUGAUAAAGCUUUCCUUUUUGAUGUUGUCAGUAAAAUUUAUAUUGCAACUGAUGGAAGUCCUGUGGAUAUGCAAUCAUAUGAAUUAUGUUGCGAUAUGAUUGAUGUCGUUAUCGACAUUUCAUGUAUUUAUGGUAUCAAAGAUGACGGAGAAGGAGCAACAUUCGAUUCAAACUCAUCAGCUAUCAUCAAAUUAAAUAACAAAACAGUGCUUUAUCUUCAGGAAGUUAAUAAAUUUUUAGCCUUAGUUUGUUUGAUCAGUGAAAAUAAUUUUGAAAAACAAGGAUUAAUACAGUAUAAUUUUUAUUGCUUCCGAGAUGCUAUUCAACAGGUCUUCGAAGACCGGUGUGCCAAACUUUUCUCUGAAACAUUACAAGAAAUCUCUUGCUGAUGAUUCGAAGAAAUACAUCAUUGCCAUUCUCAUGUCUAUUUUUCCUUCCUCUCACUUUCUUCUCAUUCACCAAUUGAGUUGAAAAAAGUUGAAAAUCUAUGAUUGUAACUAUCAAUAUUGGAAAUAACUUUUUCUUAUCUUUUAACGAAUUGAAUCUUGUUUAAUGUGAAUAAAUCGGUUUUGAAUAUUAA
Messenger RNA from Tetranychus urticae (two-spotted spider mite), 1671 nucleotides. RefSeq names its product Ras-related GTP binding C/D (gene RagC-D). NCBI's taxonomy places the organism in Eukaryota, Metazoa, Arthropoda, Arachnida, Trombidiformes, Tetranychidae. Gene Ontology annotation, biological process: negative regulation of autophagy; cellular response to starvation; positive regulation of TORC1 signaling. Gene Ontology annotation, cellular component: Gtr1-Gtr2 GTPase complex; nucleus; lysosome. Gene Ontology annotation, molecular function: GTPase activity; GTP binding. The record is from RefSeq and is a predicted model, not a curated record.